Molecule: messenger RNA, 2895 nt
Organism: Leishmania braziliensis MHOM/BR/75/M2904
Lineage: Eukaryota; Euglenozoa; Kinetoplastea; Trypanosomatida; Trypanosomatidae
Product: putative kinesin
Exons: 1
Coding region: 1-2895 (964 amino acids)
Biological process (GO): microtubule-based movement
Molecular function (GO): microtubule binding; microtubule motor activity; ATP binding
Source: RefSeq, a predicted model, not a curated record
AUGAGUAUCGAGGUGCACGUGCGCAUUCGCCCGUCCGUGGCCAACGUUGUAUGGUCCAGUGCCGAAACAGUGCUCUACAGCACAGCCAACCCCAACACCCGCUACGUCUACAACAAGGUGUACCCGAACAACAGCACAAAUGAGUCCAUAUUCCACGGCAUGGAGGCGGUUGUGCACGCAGCGUUUGAUGGCAAGAACGUCACCGUCAUGGCGUAUGGUCAGACUGGCAGCGGCAAGACGCAUAGCAUGGUCGGCGUAGAUCACGAUCCUGGCAUGGUGCCGCGGGCUGCAAAGUUGCUCUUAGAGCUAAAGCGUACCACUCCUGGUGCGAAGAUACAGGCAUUCUACACGGAGAUCUACAACGAGUCCGUCAAGGAUCUUCUAGAGCCUCAGCGAGGCGAGCUUGCGCUGCACGACGCCCCUGACGGAGGCGUCUUCUUCGAAAAGAGGAUGAUCGACGUAGAAACUUUUGAUGACUUUAUCCAGCUUCAGGUGGCAGCGGAGCGGAACCGCAAGUACGGUGUCACCAACCUGAACGAACACAGUAGUCGCUCUCACGUCAUCCUCACCUUUGAAAUACAACGGCACAAUCGCGUUGGCACGAGUGUCCUCAACUUGGUCGAUCUGGCCGGCUCCGAGUCGGCGUCGCGCGCAAACACAGUCGGCGUCUCUCUUCGAGAGGGUGGCCACAUCAACCGCAGCCUUUUAACUCUAGGGAACGUGGUGGACGCCAUCGUUGAGAGACGACCCUACGUGCCCUACAGAGACGCCAAGCUGACGCGCCUCCUUCGCACAUGCCUCGGGGGCUCUGGUAUCACGCUAAUUCUCUGCUGCGUGAAUCCCUCACGCGAGAACUUUGACCAAACCGUCGCGACACUCCGCUUCACGCAGCGUGCAAUGAAGAUCAAGAACGACCCUGUUGUUGUUCUGAACAUGCCACCAUUGUUCACUCACCAGUAUAGUAACGGUGCACGGCAGCUCAUUGAAGGACUGCAGGAGUCGGCGGAGGCGGAGUAUCAACGGGGGCUGCGUGACAGCUUCCUCUACUGCAGCAGCACUGUGGGCUCCGUUGUCAGCAACUACCAGGCGCAAGUGUCCGACUGCCUGCACUCGCUGGCGAACGCGCAGCGCCUGCUUGUGGCGCACGAUCACGCCAUGGCCAUCGACCACAUCGGGCGACUGUAUAAUCAGCAGAAUGACUUGGUACGGCAGCGGAUCAGCAACAAGGAGCUGGCUGAGAACGAACGCAAGCGGCAGCGUAAUGUGGCCUCGGAGAUCGAGUUUCGAAAGGAGAAGAUGACGAAGCUGGAGGAAGAGCUCAGCGCCAAAGUUUCCUUACUCGACACGAGUUUGGCAGGGUGGGAGUAUCAGCUCUACGAGGCGCGGCGGAAACAGCGAAGUGAAAUGGACGUGCUAAUUCAGCUAGAGCUGGCGCGUCGUGCACGACUCCAGUACGAGUGGGUCGUCUGCUUUGAGCGCAUCGCAUCGUGCAGUGUUCCCCUCAUUCAAGCUGGAUUGCUAGCACUGCAGGCAAAACUAGUUGAAAGCAGCGGCGGAGGCGGCAGCGACACGGCAGAGUGCCAGCAGUAUCGUCAUCUCCUCCCUACCAUUCUGUUGUCGCAAGAGUGCGAUACUGGGCACCGCACGCUGCACAUGAAGGAGCUUCGGACGACCCUGAUGAAGGCUCGAGAUGAGUUGGCUGACCUUAAGAUGGCGCACGAAAUGGUGAAAGAUGACAUCGAGGAGGCGAGGAGACAACAACAGCAGCAGCAGCAGCAGCAAGACAGCAAGCACGGCACCGCUUCCGUGUCACCUCAACCGCGGCCAAACUUGUCUGACUUGUCAGAGGAGGAUCUUCUCGAAUACUACCGCGGCGUUGCAGACAGCGAGGUGGAGGAACGGAUUCAUCGCCUGGAGCGUGAGGAAAAGGCGCUGAUGGCGCAAGCGCGGCGCGGCGUUCGCCGAGAAAGUCUGCGCCGUGUUCGCGAGAGCCUUCGCAUAUCGCGUGGAAGCCGUGGAGGCAGUAGCCGCUCUCCGCAGAGUGGCGCCGGCGGCGUCACCAUUACUCGACUGACCGAAACUGCCGGCACAGGACCGGGCUCGAACGCGUCGCAACGUUUUGGAGGCACUGCGGCUAAUGACGAGGGGCGCGCUGGUUUACGGCAGAUGGAGACAAGUGCACAGGUGGAGGCACGUGACAGGCGCAGCUCGGCCAGCUACGCGGACGGUGUGAGGAAUGCGCUUUCCAUCUUGGACAGCCUCAAAGCGCAGCUUCAGCGCAAGGGCGGCAACAACCAUCUCUCUUCCACAGUAGCAUCUACGAGCCGCAGUCAGCAGGCGCAGUCGCAGCGGCGGCAGGAGGUUACCCACGGGCGUAGCAAUCGUAGCGUGAGCAGCAGUAGCGAGCGGCGUCGCCGACAAGGCCGCAAAGGCGCUGACAAGACGGCUGUGUACUGCGACCCCGAAGAGAGCAACGUAGGAGGGCUGCACCAGAGUGUCGCUCCCCGCUCCGCCGCAGCGACUGCUGCGCACCCGUGCCACCAUACCGCUGCGUCCGACAACCCCGCCGACACGGAAAACAUGUCCCUGGCAGAACUGUAUCAGGCAUCUAUGGGGAAGGAGAACUGGAGCCGGACCAAGUUCUCUACCGCUGCUGCCACGUUGUCUCGUGGGGCGCAUAAGUCCACCGUGGUCGCGGAGGACGAUGUGACGUUCGACGUGGAUGAGGAGGCAGAUGGAGAGGAGGACAGGCGGCCAGUGUCGGAUCAGCCGAGCUCGUCCCCACCGGUCGGGAUUGCCGCCCGGCGCAGGAUGAAGCGGCAGAACUCUCGCCCAGUGGUGGAGCGGGCACUUUACGCGUUGCACUCGAACUCUCACUCAAUGUCCCCCCCGUGA